Molecule: messenger RNA, 435 nt
Organism: Necator americanus (New World hookworm)
Lineage: Eukaryota; Metazoa; Nematoda; Chromadorea; Rhabditida; Ancylostomatidae
Exons: 4
Coding region: 1-435 (144 amino acids)
Source: RefSeq, a predicted model, not a curated record
AUGAGAGCAAUGAGUCCACCUGGUUUUGCUGCUUCUAUGGACUACGUGAAGGUGUACCCUAAGUGGAGAAAUAGUGCUUGUGUCACGAUUGUAGCAUCUGCGUGUUCUUUCGUGAUUUUAUUUUCUUCGGUGGCUACGAUAAGCAAAAUCCGCUCCUUGUCAAACAGUGGAACAAAACGAAGUGGAAGUGGUUCAAGAGCCGAAAGAUCGUUGACAAUCGUAACGUUCUCCACAUUUAUUUGUGUUAUCAGCUUGGCAGCAACAAAUGUAUAUUUUCUCUACGGAUCCAAUGCUUACUUGUCCUUUACACUACAUCCUUAUCAAAUUGAUCUUCUAAUGUUCACUCCUGUUUGGCUGUUAUUUUUCACACACCCAAAAUUUAAGAGUACUCAACAAGCAACACUGGUAAUAAUAUCCGACAAUAAUAUCCGAUAA